CUUGCUACACACACCACUCCCCGACGGCACUUCACUCUUUAUUCCUCCCCCAUCGCACCAAGAUGGCUAACCCACCUCAUGGCGGCAUCCUCAAGGACCUGAUCGCUCGCGAUGCCCCGCGCCGCCAACAAUUGUCAGAAGAGGCCGAAACCCUUCCUGCCAUUGUCCUCUACGAACGCCAGCUCUGCGAUCUCGAGCUCAUCCUCAAUGGAGGCUUCUCCCCGCUCGAGGGGUUCAUGAAUGAGAAGGACUACAAUGGCGUGGUAGAGAAGAACCGUCUCGCGGACGGCAAUCUCUUCUCCAUCCCCAUCAACUUGGAUCUGAACCAGGACAUCAUUGAACAGGUGGGCGUCAAGCCGGGUGCGCGCAUUGCCCUGCGCGAUUCUCGUGAUGACCGCAACCUCGGCAUCAUCACCGUCGAGGAUGUGUACAAGCCCGACAAGCAGAAGGAGGCCAAAGAGGUCUUUGGUGGUGACCCCGACCAUCCAGCGGUCAAGUACCUAUUCAAUCAAACCGGAGAGUACUACGUGGGAGGCAAGAUCGAGGCCAUUGACCGCCUGCAACACUACGAUUAUGUCGGUCUCCGCUACACCCCUGCGGAGCUCCGCGCGCAUUUCGACAAGCUGGGCUGGUCCAAGGUCGUUGCUUUCCAGACGAGAAAUCCCAUGCACAGAGCUCAUCGUGAGCUCACUGUCCGCGCCGCCCGCCAGCGACAGGCCAACGUCCUCAUCCACCCCGUCGUGGGCAUGACCAAGCCGGGUGACAUUGACCACUUCACUCGCGUUCGUGUCUACCAGGCUCUGCUCCCACGAUACCCGAAUGGCAUGGCUGUUCUGGGUCUGCUCCCACUUGCGAUGCGCAUGGGAGGACCACGUGAAGCCAUCUGGCACGCCAUCAUCCGUAAGAACCACGGUGCAACCCAUUUCAUCGUCGGUCGCGACCACGCGGGCCCCGGCAAGAACAGCAAGGGCGAGGAGAUUUAUGGCCCCUACGAUGCGCAGUACGCUGUGGAAAAGUACCGCGAUGAGCUUGGUAUUGAAGUCGUGCCAUUCCAGCAGAUGACCUACCUCCCCGACACCGAUGAGUACAAGCCCAAGGAUGAAGUACCCAAGGAGAUCAAGACCCUCGACAUUUCCGGCACAGAGCUCCGAAGACGUCUGCGCACGGGAGGUGAUAUCCCAGAGUGGUUCUCAUACCCCGAAGUCGUCAAGGUGCUGCGCGAAUCACACCCUCCCCGCAACAAGCAAGGCUUCACCGUCUUCUUGACCGGCUACACCAACUCGGGCAAGGAUGCCAUUGCACGUGCAUUGAACGUCACUCUCAACCAGCAAGGCGGUCGAUCCGUUUCCUUGCUUCUUGGCGAGACCAUUCGCUCCGAGCUGUCCUCUGAGCUCGGAUUCUCCCCAGAAGACCGCGACAAGAACAUUCAGCGUAUCGGCUUCGUUUCCGCCGAGCUCACCCGUGCUGGCGCCGCUGUCAUCGCCGCACCGAUCGCACCAUAUGCCAGAUCCCGCAAGGCGGCCCGCGAGACCGUCGAGAAGCACGGCUCUUUCUACCUCAUCCACGUGGCCACACCGCUCGCAUAUGCCGAGAAGACGGACCGUCGCGGCAUCUACGCCAAGGCUCGCGCUGGUGAAAUCAAGGGUUUCACUGGUGUCGACGACCCAUACGAGGCACCAGAGGGCAAGGAAGCGGACCUCGUUGUGGACCUGACGCAGAUCAACGUGCGCACUGCCGUACAUCAAAUCGUGCUCUUGCUCGAAGCCGAAGGUCUUUUGGACCAAUUAUAGAUGACUGAAUGUGAUGGGUUUCUACAAAUGGCGCUGGGGUUUUCCAACUGCAAAUGAUUCCAGAUGAAAAGCAUGGGGUACCUGAACUGGAGCCGGUCACAGGAACAGACUAGGCUCAGAUGCAAUAAGCAACGAACGAAAAAAGGUCCGAAUAGGAGAUAGAUGAACCAAGUAUUCACCUGCAUACUCUCGGUGUAUGUAGCAGGACCACACAGUUGUAGGUGAUACAAUGACCUGGGAAGUGAUGCCUCGUCACGAGGAGUGCCUGAAUGAGUUGAAUAAAGUUCAAUCCCCC
This is a messenger RNA of Sphaerulina musiva SO2202, 2085 nucleotides long. RefSeq names its product sulfate adenylyltransferase. Gene Ontology annotation, cellular component: cytoplasm. The transcript is spliced from 2 exons. Lineage: Eukaryota; Fungi; Ascomycota; Dothideomycetes; Mycosphaerellales; Mycosphaerellaceae. The coding region runs from base 63 to 1790 and encodes 575 amino acids. Gene Ontology annotation, molecular function: sulfate adenylyltransferase (ATP) activity; ATP binding; adenylylsulfate kinase activity. The record is from RefSeq and is a predicted model, not a curated record. Gene Ontology annotation, biological process: sulfur amino acid metabolic process.